CAACGUCGCUACCGCUGCCCACUACUCACCGCAACUUGCCGCAAUCCGCCAACAGCGUCGGAACUAAUUGACUUGCGUACUCGGCACGCACACACACCACACACACACACGCGCGGCACAAGACAAGACAAGACAAGACAAGACCUCGUCGUGAGCGCGGCCAAGUGUCCUCGGCGCAUGGUGCACACUUGCGGCCUUCUUCUCGCAUGAGCUUAGAUCUACGUCUUCCGCCAUGAGCGCCAUCCUGACAGACCGACAGGCCGAAGAGCUACACAAGGCCAUUAUAGCCUACCUAGGCGUCGUCCAUGCGCCCAAAACAGCAGAAGCGUUUCGCCAAGAGGUGAACGUCUCGGCCGCCUUCGACGACGCAACCAGGAAAAAGUACGAGGGACUGCUGGAGAAGAAGUGGACCAGCGUGGUCCGAUUACAGAAGAAGGUUCUGGAGCUUGAGCAGCGCAAUCAGAGCCUCCAGAGCGAACUCGACUCGACAACCCCUACGUCACUCCUCCGAAGAAACCAAGACCCCACCAGCUGGCUACCACGAGCCCCCGCACGGCACACCCUCCAGUCCCACCGCUCGCCCAUCACAUGCGUCGCUUUCCAUCCUGUCUUCUCGUCGCUCGCGUCGGGCUCAGAAGAUACCACUAUCAAGAUCUGGGACUGGGAAUUAGGCGAGCUAGAAAGGACGGUAAAAGGGCACACAAAAGGCGUCCUUGAUGUCGACUUUGGCGGUCCAAGAGGCGGAACACUCUUAGCCUCGUGCUCGAGCGACCUGACCAUUAAGCUCUGGGACCCCUCUGACGAGUACAAGAACAUCCGGACACUACCCGGACAUGACCACUCCGUCUCUGCGAUUCGAUUCGUCCCUAGUGGCGCCGCAGGUUCGCCCUCGUCCGGCAACCUGCUUGUUUCUGCAUCUCGCGACAAGACGCUACGGAUAUGGGACGUCACAACCGGAUAUUGUGUCAAGACGAUACGAGGGCAUGCCGACUGGGUGCGAGAUGUGGCGCCCAGUUUUGACGGACGAUGGUUGGUUUCUGCAGGAAACGAUCAGACGGCACGGCUGUGGGAUGCUAGCUCCGGAGAGGCCAAGUGCACCUUCCUCGGACACGAGCAUGUCAUCGAGUGCGUGGCGAUAGCGCCGCCCGUGUCCUACACUCAUCUUGCUUCCCUCGCCGGUUUGAAGAAGCCACCACCGCUCAGCAGCUCCGCCGAAUUCAUCGCAACGGGGUCGAGAGACAAGACGAUCAAAAUAUGGGACGGGCGGGGAACAUUGAUCAAGACUCUUGCUGGACACGACAACUGGAUCCGCGCCCUGGUCUUUCAUCCUGGAGGCAAAUAUUUGCUAUCGGCGAGCGACGACAAGACCAUUCGAUGUUGGGACCUUACCCAAGAAGGUCGAUGCGUAAAGGUCGUCACAGAUGCACACGGUCACUUCGUCAGCUGUAUGCGAUGGGCGCCCAACAUCGUCAAAGACGUUCCUGUCAACGGAGAUGCACCCAAUGGCGCGACAAACGGAGUCAGUAAGAAGAAAGAAGACGAUGUUGCCAAGGCAGGGAUACGAUGUGUGAUUGCGACAGGGUGCGUCGAUCUUAACGUUCGCAUAUUUGCUUCAUAACAUAAGAAGAGACGACUACGUUCCACACGAAUUAUAAUGACUUUACGGUCACAGUCCCUUUUGACGGCGCAUGCCGACAGCCUCGUUGGUGAUUGUCGACUUCAUGAGAUCCUGUAAUACCCAUCCACGCGCCCUGAUAGUUUCCUUUCCAGGCCCGCGAGAGGUAAUUCUGGAGGCGAAGGUUUGGUAUGUAGGCUGAAUCCACCAAGAAGGCUUUGAUAGAACGAGGUGGACGAUCUCAUCUAGGUCAUAGUGAUGAAGGAAAGCGACCCUUUGCUAGUUGCAAGGUGGCGGUGGUGCUGGUGGCAUGAUGAUGUGGAAAUGCAAGCUAGGAAAUUUAAAUCCGAAGUUUAAAGUC
Molecule: messenger RNA, 1976 nt
Organism: Cucurbitaria berberidis CBS 394.84
Lineage: Eukaryota; Fungi; Ascomycota; Dothideomycetes; Pleosporales; Cucurbitariaceae
Product: dynein regulator
Exons: 3
Coding region: 233-1618 (461 amino acids)
Biological process (GO): vesicle transport along microtubule; establishment of mitotic spindle orientation; nuclear migration
Cellular component (GO): nuclear envelope; kinetochore; cytoplasmic microtubule
Molecular function (GO): microtubule plus-end binding; dynein complex binding
Source: RefSeq, a predicted model, not a curated record